Haliotis rufescens (red abalone) is the source of this 632-nucleotide messenger RNA. RefSeq names its product ovoinhibitor-like. The transcript has 4 exons. Lineage: Eukaryota; Metazoa; Mollusca; Gastropoda; Lepetellida; Haliotidae. Gene Ontology annotation, biological process: multicellular organism development; cell differentiation. The coding region runs from base 67 to 423 and encodes 118 amino acids. The record is from RefSeq and is a predicted model, not a curated record. Gene Ontology annotation, molecular function: protein binding.
AGCGGGGUUACUUCAUACACCCAGUCUUUUUCAUUUAGCCGGGCUACAAAAAGCACCUGUUUCACCAUGCUGAAUACUGUUCUUCUGGCUGCCGCUGUGGUCCUCACUGUUUGUGCCGCUGACGAGUGUCUGAGACCAUGUCCGAGAAAUUUGAGCCCCGUCUGUGCAACGUUCAUCAAGUCCUAUGGGAAUGAAUGUAUGAUGAAGGCUGACGCCUGCAGCCUGGCCAAGCAAGGCGUCCAUCUCGUGACCAAGACGGACUCCGAGUGCAACUGUGACAGGGCGUGUCCCUUCCUCCUCGACCCCAUCUGUGCCACGGACGGCAUCACAUACGACAACGAGUGUCUCAUGGGCGUGGCAGCAUGCAAGCAAAACAAGUGGCUGGAAGUGAAGAGCGCCGGAUCAUGUCCAGCCGAGAACUGAUGACCACAUUGUCAGACAUAGCUGUGGCGCUGAUGCAAGAAUACAUUUAAGGGUUAUAAUUUACGGUUAAUUCUAAAGGUUAAUUCCUCAUUGAUGGUGGAGAGGUUAUGGUUUAAUCAUGAUAGGUUAUGUGACAAUGUAUAUAAUUAAUUCAUACAUGUUAACCGAUGUUUCUGUUUCUUGAAAGGUAAUAAAAAUAUUGAUCUAAA